AUGCCUUCGGCCCUGCCGAUUCCGUCGCCCACGACGUCGCCCACGGUGUCUCCCACGACGUCCCCGACGGAGUCGCCCACGACCGCACCCACGACCACGCCCACGACCGCGCCCACGAGCGCGUCCAACCCGACGCCGAAGCCGACGCCCGCGCCCACCUCGAGCUGCGCCGACAGCGCGUCGUGGUUCUCGAAGAAGAGCAAGAACGACUGCGCCUGGGUCGCCGAGGACGCCGAAAGCCGCUGCAGCAAGAAAGACGACGACGACGUGAAAGCCAAGAGCGCCUGCCCGCGGGCCUGCGGCAAGUGCGACGACGACGCCGAGGAGGAGGACGAGGCCGAGCCCGCGUGCGAGGACGAUUCCACCUGGUUCUCGAAGAAGAGCAGUAACAACUGCCGGUGGGUCGCCGAGAAGCCCGACUCGCGCUGUAGCAAGAAGAACGACGACGACGUCAAAGCGAAGAGCGCCUGUUUUGUGGCCUGCGGCGUCUGCGAGGCCCCCGAGGCCGCGUGCGCCGACUCGACGUCGUGGUACUACAAGAAGGCCGACCGCGACUGCUCCUGGAUCGCGGACAAGCCCAAGCGCUGCGACAAGGCCGACGAGUACGGCGUCGACGCGUCCGUCGCCUGCGCGCUGACCUGCGACGCCUGCGACGCCGACGCGGCGCCGACGCCCGCGCCGACGCCCGAGCCGACGGCCGCGCCGACGCCCGCGCCGACGACCGCGCCGACGGCGACCCGCUGCGAGGACGAUGACGACUGGCUCUACGACGGCAAGGACGGCCGCGGCUGCGCGUGGAUCGCCGAGAAGACGUCCCGCUGCGACGGCAAGGACGGAGCGCGCGAGGCCUGCCCCUUGUCCUGCGGCGCGUGCGAACCCGCGUGCGAGGACUCGAAGAGCUGGUUCUCGAAGAAGGAAAGCAACAACUGCGAGUGGGUCGCCGAGAAGCCCGACUCAAGGUGCUCCAAAAAGAGCGACGACAAGGCCAAAGCAAAGGACGUCUGCCAGCUGGCCUGCGGCACCUGCGGCGACGAGGACCGCCGCCUCUCGCGCCUCCGCGGCGCGGCCAACUAG
Messenger RNA from Aureococcus anophagefferens, 1074 nucleotides. RefSeq lists its product as hypothetical. The record is from RefSeq and is a predicted model, not a curated record. NCBI's taxonomy places the organism in Eukaryota, Pelagophyceae, Pelagomonadales, Pelagomonadaceae. Bases 1 to 1074 code for a protein of 357 amino acids. The transcript has a single exon.